Suncus etruscus (white-toothed pygmy shrew) is the source of this 375-nucleotide messenger RNA. RefSeq names its product urocortin (gene UCN). Gene Ontology annotation, biological process: negative regulation of feeding behavior. Gene Ontology annotation, cellular component: extracellular region. The record is from RefSeq and is a predicted model, not a curated record. Gene Ontology annotation, molecular function: hormone activity. Lineage: Eukaryota; Metazoa; Chordata; Mammalia; Eulipotyphla; Soricidae.
AUGAGGCAGGAGAGGCGUGCGGCUCUGCUGGCGACGCUGUUGCUUUGGCAUUGCCUGAGCCCCGGGAGCAGCCAGUGGAACUCAGAAGAGGCAGUGGUGGCAGCGGCGGGGGACAGGGACCCGAGGCUACGCUGGAGCCCUGGAGCUCGGAACCUGGGCAGCAGGGGUGGUGGGGCCCGGGCGCUCCUCCUGCUGCUGGCCGAACGCUCCCGCGCCGCUGGCGGUCGCUGGCGAGUCGGCCCACGACGGGACGACCCUCCACUGUCCAUCGAUCUCACCUUCCACCUGCUGCCACUGCUGGAGCUGGCACGGGCGCAGAGCCAACGGGAGCGAGCCGAGCAGAACCGCAUCAUCUUUGACUCGGUGGGCAAGUGA